AUGUAUGAGAGUAAAACGAGAAACAUGUUUUUAACCCGAGCACUGGAGAAGAUUUUAGCCGAUAAGGAGGUGAAAAAAGCUCACCAUUCCCAGUUGCGCAAAGCCUGUGAGGUGGCACUAGGUGAGUUUUAUUGUGGCAAUGUGUAAGUUUGGGGUGUCAUCGUCAUUUGUCAUAGGCUACACACAUCGUGCUACUGCACCAAUGACUAUCGGUUCGAUACAUUAAGUGCUUGGAUACAUUGUUGCAAUUCGUUCAUUGUAGUAUCAAUAUGGGCUGCGUUCAAAACAAGUAUUGCUUUUAAAUCGCUGCAGAAUCGAGAUUCGAUUCAAAUGCUAGGCUUAAAACGAGUUUAUCCCAAAUCAAGCAUGAUCACUACCAGAUAUGUAGUUUGUUAGGAAAUGUAUGGUUGUUGUCAUCUGGGGUGUAGCCUGGGAGAGCGCGCAGGUGUGAGAGGGUUCGUCCACUCCAUUGUGACCACAGCAGUAUCCCGUGAUUGCCCUGUGCCUUCCAAAGCCGGUGUUUAGUUACGAAUCCAUGCUAAAUAAUUAGUUUGAUAUGUUGACCAGCGCAAGACUAUUUGUAUGCUGCCAUCAUCGCUUUAAUAAUAUUGGCAGAUUCAUUGUUUAUAAAUAGGCAGAUUCACACAGAUGCGUAGAUUGUAUAGAUUUUGAUUUUAUUCUUUAGGGAGAGAACAUGGUAAAAAUAUAGUCUAUUACAAUAUUUUAAUUCAGGAUUACCAUUUGCAAUUGAUGCAAUUAUUCACUGAUAGUUUGGUCCCACCCUUUGGAGACAGACAACAACAUUACGGUGAAUGAUGUGGCUCAAGAAGGGUACUGUGGGCAGGACUGCUCAGUGGCAAUGGGACAAGAGUUUGCUAAACAAAACUAGACAGGGGAUGUAUCCCAAAUGGCACCAUAUUCCCUAUAAAGUACAUUACCUGUAACCAGAGCCCUAUGGGCCCUGGUCAAAAGUAUUGCACUAUACGUGUGUGUGCGCGCGCAUGUGCGGGUGCACCACUAACCCACUAAUUGUGUCAACGGUUUUGGUCUCUAGUCUAAAUAGGCUAUGACCCCAAAAAUGUCACAACUAGUGAACUGUCCACAGACAGCUCUGAUCCAUAAUUCCUUCAAGUCAGUCUGUGGUAGUGCUAAAAAAACAUCCCGUGCCAGGAGGUUUAUGCUUGCCAGCCGUUGACAACAAUAACGAAUAUGCAAUUGCAUAUACACUGAACAAAAAUAUAAACACAACAUGCAACAAUUUCAAAGGUUUUACUGAGUUAAAGUUCAUAUAAGGAAAUCAGUCAAUUGGCAUAAAUUCAUUAGGCCCUAAUCUAUGGAUUUCACAGGACUGGGAAUACAGAUAUGCAUCUGUUGGUCACAGAUACCUUAAAAAAAAGUAGGGGAAUGGAUAAAAAAAACCAGUCAGUAUCUGGUGUGACCAUCAUUUGCCUCCUUAGCAUAGGGUUGAUCAGGCUGUUGAUUGUGGCCUGUCGAAUGUUGGACCACUCCUUUUCAAUGGCAGUGCGAAGUUGCUGGAUAUUGGUGGGAACUGGAACACGCUGUUGUACACGUCAAUCCAGAGCAUCCCAAACAUACUCAAUGGAUGAUAUGUCUGGUGAAUAUGCAGGCCAUGGAAGAACUUGGACAUUUUCAGCUUCCAGGAAUUGUGUACAGAUCCUUGCGACAUGGGGCCGUGCAUUAUCAUGCUAAAACAUGAAGUGAUGACAGCGGAUGAAUGGCACGACAAUGAGCCUCAGGAUCAGCAAACCGCUCGCCCACAAGACUCCAUACAGGCUGUCAUUCAUCUGCCCGGUACAAUUGAAACCGGGAUUAAUCCGUGAAGAGCACACUUCUCCAGUGUGCUAGUAGCCAUUGAAGGUGAGCAUUUGACCACUGAAGUCGGUUACCACACCGAACUGCAGUCAGGUCAAGACCCUGUUGAGGACAACGAGCACGCAGAUGAGCUUUCCUGAGACGAUUUCUGACAGUUUGUGCAGAAAUUCUUCAGUUGUGCAAACCAACAAUUUCAUCAGCUGUCCGGGUGGCUGUUCUCAGGUGAAGAAGCCGGAUGUGUAGUUCCUGGACUGGCAUGGUUACAUAUAGACUGCGGUUGUGAGGCCGGUUGGACGUACUGCCAAAUUCUCUAAAACGACAUUGGAUGCGGCUAAUGGUAGAGAAAUGAACAUUCAAUUCUCUGGUAACAGCUCUGGUGGAUAUUCCUGCAGUCAGCAUGCCAAUUGCACGCUCCCUCAAAACAUGAGACAUCUUUGGCAUUGUGUUUUGUGACAAAACUGCACAUUUUAGAGUUACCUUUUAUUGUCCCCAGCACAAGGUGCACCUGUGUAAUGGUCAUGCUGUUUAAUCAGCUUCUUGAUAUGCCACACCUGUCAGGUGGAUGGAUUAUCUUGGCAAAGGAGAAAUGUUCACUGACAAAUUUGUGCACAACAUUUUAGAGAAGUAAGCUUUUUGUGCAUAUGGAACAUUUCUGGGAUAUUUUAUUUCAGCUUAUGAAAUAUGCGACCAACACUUUACAUGUUGCAUUUAUAUUUUUGUUCAGUAUAAUAGGUCAAACUCAAACGGUCUCCUGUGUUGCACCCGGCCGUCUCCAUUGAAGUCAAUGGGUCUGCAAUGGGUGGGACCAGUUCUAGUAAUUAUAUUUCUAUGGUUGCACCUGCUUCUAAGCUUGGUAAACAUCUGGAACACACUUAUACAACACUAGAUGUACCAGAUGGUUUCUUGUGUCUCAGUUGUGUGUUGUUUAAGGAAUAAAUCUAGAGGGGAAUCGAGAGAAUGUGUAGGUUAGACAGUAUCUUACCAAAUGAGUUCAGCUUAUUAGUCACUAGUCAUUCCAGAACAGAAAGGCCAGUUUGUCAAGACCCAAGACUAUUUGCUUACUAAUUAAUCAGUAUGACACAUGCAUAGACUUACAUAUUUUAUGCACACAACUUCACUGUUAGCUAUGUAAGCAGCCAGCCUAACAUGCAUCAUUGCUUAUACCCUCCUAAGUAUACUGUAGAUCAAAAGUGAAAUAUUAAUCUUUGUCCUGCUGAAGGAAAGACGUCCAAAGUACACAUUUCCAGUCUAGAUAAUUAGGUAAAAUUGUAUCUCAUUUUAAUUGCCUCCUCAAGACUAGAAACCCCAUUCAAUAAUUAAUGUUGCCUAUUAUUUGAGACACUGAUUUAAUUAAUUAUUGUUCACCUGCAAUGGUAAUGAGAGGGUUAACAAGUUUGACGUCUUUGUUUGCAUCCCACUUCGCACCCUAUUGCUUAUGUAGGGCACUACUUUUGACCAGGGCCCAUAGGGUUUUGGUCAAAGUAGUGCACUAUGGAAUAGGGUGCCAUUUGGGAUGCAGCCCAGAUAGAGUUGUUUGUGCUCCCCCUCUCCCCCUUCAGUUGAUACAGUGCAAAUGGCGGAGCUAUGAUGAUGUGUUUUCAGUAGAGGCUGUCAUCUUAUCUCUAGACAUCUAAAGCAUGCUGAUACAAAGCUGAUGACGUAUCACCUGAACAGAGAGCAGAUGUAGUCUGCUUAUUAGUAUGAACUGUCUCUCCCCCUCUCCUAGUUUCAGAGACUUUAUAAUAAGGGAGCACUGUAUCUAUGCUAGAAUGAAAUAUAUGUUACCUGCAUUGAACCCACUCAGCUUUGUUGUGGCCAGCCUGUAGAUUCAAGAGAGCAUUUAUGUAGGCGCCAUUUGGGAUGCAGAAUUAGUAUUUUCCAACUUGAUUGAACUAGAACAAAGGGUCACCACCGUUCAUAUGAGCACCCAUAACCCCCUGCAUCUGCAGUCUCAAAUUAUAAUCAUGCAGUACAUUGGUCUGCUGGCUGCCAUCCAAGAUUAAACCUAGUGGAUGAUGACCAUGACCCCAACCUCCCCUUCACUGGCUCCUGCUCCACCGAUACUGGAAUGUUUAAUUAGCCGCAUUAAACAUCUGGAUGAUCUACUGCCUCUUAACUUGGAGUGAAUGGUUUUUGGGGUAAAAUGUGGUGCAGAUUUUGGUGAAAGGAUAUUGAUAAAAAACCACAGACUUUUUCUCAGAUUGUUUACUGAUUGCCUAUCAGGUUGACAAGUCAUGGGGUGCAUUUGUUUCCUCUGAAUUCCACCAAACACUAGGUUUGUUAUUAAGUUCGUCUUCAUUCUGUAUUGAUUGUGUCUGGUACACUGUUGAGCGGUCAGUGCCUCCCAUUCCUUUGUAAUGUAAAUGAUGGAGGAGGAGUGGAGGUUAUCUCUGUAUCUGGUCCCACAGUGUUGCUCUUAUUAUUUAUCUGGCCCAGAGUGAUACCCAUCCUACAGGUCUUGAUAGUAUUCACUAGACACCAAACAGAAGAAAACCAACCAGUACAGGGACGGACCUAUCAGAAUUUGUCCAAUAAGAAACUUUCUUUUUUUCUUUUUGCAAAAUGUUUUGCUACGGUGUGCACUAAUGAAUACAACCCAGGUUGGUGGAGGCCAGGGGUGAUGAUGUCACUUAUGGUGAGGCCAUUAGUGAUGAUCUCAUCAUGACUCAUGAAGUAAUCAUAAAAUGGACAGUAGCUCCUAUGAGGAGAUAAUAUUAUAUUACAGAAUUUGAUGUUUUUCUGUCCUGUUCACAGAGCGUCUCAACUGUAAUUGUAUUGCCAGCAGACGUCAAUAUAUGUAUGGAGUAUUCAAUUUGGCAGGAUCUUCUAUGAAGGUCAAGGGCAGGAAUGUAUAGUCGUGGAGGACAUGGGCUAAUUUGACAAAGUGCCCAUGCCUUCAUGUAAUGAAACCCUCUACUGCUGCGAUAUAACGUUGGCUGUUGAUGUACUGACCUUGAUUAUUGUCCAUGUAGCUAUAGCGGCAUUAUACAGGCCAUGCAGGGCCAAUAUCAAAGGGAUUUGGUUAAUUGUUUCUAUCUAUCUGUUUUCAGAGGAAAUUAAAGAAGAAACAGAGAAGCGGAGGUAGGUUUACUUUGAGAUGUAGUGCGUGUGCAUGCAAGCGUGUAUGUGUCAAAUGUCAUCUGUAGUAAAACAUUUUAUGUUUUGAUGUCUCCUUCUCUUGGCUCCUGAGAACAACACUCUUCCUUUCUGAACAUGUUAUUGUUUUGUCCCCCAGUCCCCUGGUUGGUUGGUUGGUUGGUAAACCAGAUAGGCUUGAAGUUCAAUGCAGCUCAGUGACCCGCACACCUCCUGUUGGCUUCUGUGUGGAGGUUUCAUCCCUGUCACACCUGAGGUCUCACAUGUCUUAGUCACCACCCCUAGGCUCCAGGCUGGAACACUGACCAGACACACUGUGAUUCCCAAAUGAAAGCCUACCCCCUAUAUAGUACACAACUUUUGACCAGGGCCCAUUUGGAAUAGGGUGCCAUUUGGGACACACACUGUAGCACAGCAGUCUAUAAAGCUUUCAUCACUUCUCACUCAAUGUUAAAAACAAGACACUUUUUUUUGUUGUUGACAAAAACAAAUGUGCUUUGGGGAGAUUAACGCCUCUCGAGUCUGCGAUAAUAUGCAAUUAAAGUUGAUUAUAAAAUGACUCGGUAAAUCUGCUUCGUAGCCAGCCUAAUUAAAGUUUGAGUAAAUGAGGGUGGAGGGUGGAGGGUGGAGGGUGGAGGGUGGAGGGUGGAGGGUGGAGGGUGGAGGGUGGAUGGAGCUGGGAAGUGUGAUGAAUAAUGGCUCAGUAGACUGGACUCAGUAGUGAUGGUCAGCUUCCCCAGCUACUGUAACUGACAAUGACUACAUCCUGAUUCUCUACCCUUCUCCCGAAAUGUGUGCACUCCUACACUCCCCCUCAUGGAUUUAAAAGCAUUGGAUUGAUGUAAGCAUUGGCUGUAGAGAGUUCCGUCAUUGUUCCAUAGGAGGAAGUGUUCAAGUGCACACUUCUGGAGAAGGGGAAAGAAUUGGAAUGCAGCUAUUGUGUUUGUGACAUUGUCCACCAAGCAGACACUGGUACUCCUCCCCUGUACUCCUCCCGACCCCUGUAACCAGUUUGCCAUUGCUCACCGAGGCACAAAUGUCCCAUAUUAGAUGGUUGAGUUCCUCAGACAUGUUGUUUGUUUGGCCUAAUGUUUUAACCAUUUAGUUGCCAUUGUAUUUCCCCCCCUCAGUCCCCCUCCUGGAGACGACAACACUGAUUCCAGUGCUCUACCACCGGUCAAGUCCAAGGAUACCGUCAUAGAAGCAGACAAGUACUUCCUGCCGUUUGAGUUAGCCUGCCAGUCCAAAUGUCCUCGCAUUGUCAUCACAUCUCUAGAUUGUUUACAGGUCAGUGGUAGGUUACACUACACGCAUGCACACACACAUACACACACAUACACACCAAAACAAAAACAGCUUCAUUAGAUGUAUGUCUAAUCUUGGCAAAUGGCAAUGAUCAAAAUGUGUCUACAGUAUUUAUCUUUAUUAUUGUCCAAUACAAACACCAUUGAGGGUUAACCUGACUUUUCUUUCUCCAGAAACUCAUUGCUUAUGGCCACCUCACUGGAAACGCACCAGACAACACCACACCUGGUAAGAGGUUGAUCGAUAGAAUCAUCGAGACGAUAUGUGGCUGCUUUCAAGGCCCUCAGACAGACGAAGGUAUUCAGCUGCAAAUUAUAAAGGUAUGUGGUCUAUGAGCUCCUGUCAUCUCUUCCUCUCCUCCUCCAGACUGUGUGUGACAGACAGACCAGCCUUCCUCUCCUCUCCUCUCCUCUCCUCUCCUCUCCUCUCCUCUCCUCUCCUCUCCUCUCCUCUCCUCUCCUCUCCUCUCCUCUCCUCUCCUCUCCUUCCCUCCCUUCAGUGUUAAUCUUGUGUCAGGCCUGACUGGCCUGUGUCUGUCUGUCGUCUUGCCACUGAGCAGAUAACACACAUCAAUGGCGUGUUCAGGCCCUUCCUCUCAAGGUUGUGCCAAACUGGUCAAUCUAACAUUUGGCAGAUACAUAGUGAACAUAAUCCUCAGUUGUUGGUUUUUACUGUUCAAUAUUACUGCCCACUAAGCAAUGGCAUCAAAAUCAUGAUUUUCAGGGACAGGAGGCACCCAUAAUUGAUUUGUUAAUGAUAGGAAUGAUUGAAAAUGGCCAUUCUCAUGUUGUUAUAAUGCUUUGUGUUUGGUCAUAAAAAGCCUAUCUUGUUAACUGUGAGCGGUAGUGACUGUUAGUUCGGUGCCAUAGAAAUAUAAUGAGUAGAAUGGGUGUCCACAUUCAAGUCAGUGAUGCCAUAAUAGGUAUACCAGCAGUCAUUUAGGGUGUACCCAUAGGAGUAAAGCAUUCUAUUUCUAUGGGUGCUGUCACUCUGCAGGCUCUGCUGACAUCGGUGACCUCUCAACACAUCGAAAUCCACGAGGGCACAGUGCUGCAGGCGGUCAGGACUUGCUACAACAUAUACCUGGCCAGCAAGAACCUCAUCAACCAGACCACGGCCAAGGCCACCCUCACACAGAUGCUCAAUGUCAUCUUUGCACGUAUGGAGAACCAAGCAGUAAGCUCUCUCGCUCUCUCUCUCUGUCAUAAUUGGGCCAUAGAAAUAGAAUGACUAGAACAGGUAUCACCAUUCAAGUCAAUGUGCCAUGAUGGGUGUACCAGCGACCAUAUUGAGUGUACCCAUGAGGGCCUUUUUACCCAUUCUAGUAAUUAUAUUUCUAUGAUUUUGGCAUCAAUGGAAAAGAAGCUGGAACAUAAUUAUUAGAUAUUUCAAGUUUAUUUUAACUCUCCGAUGAUAUCUAGCAUUCAAAUCACAGGAUACGUUGGUCUGGGUCGUCCAGAAAGCAAGUGCGUCAGGUAAAGUUUGCAGCUGGGAAGUGCGUUGCGUUCCGCUGCUUGGUGUUGAAGUGGCUGAUGAUAUAUGAAUUCUCCCCUGGGUGUGUGUGCAUCUUGGCAUGACUCGUUUUCUGCUAUCUUUGCCAAGUGGGAUUUUCUUUCCAGUAAAGACGCGCAGGCCUGCCUAUCUGCUGUCUGCCAACCCGACCAGGGAACCAACCCUGACUAAGCCCCCUGCAUUACAGAGAUACAGUAUAGCAUUCCCUAAAGUAUGUUGCCAUGGUCAGUGUUUGCAUUGCUGCACUGAAUGCCUUGACCUUUUAUGAGCUGUGACAUAGCCACUCGGCAGCCAGUUGAGUUCAACAGAUGGGUAUCAUCAUUUAAACCUAAUCUCACAAUGUCAGUCAGAAAUCAAGAAUGUAACAGUGUUUAUCAUUUAUGAGUUGAAGAAACUGGAUUCAGAAAAAUGUGCUUAGUACCAACAUUGUGAUUGGUUUUCCUUAUAUUGACUUGUAUGCAGAAUACAGAAUACCAGACCCCAUGAAAAAAAAAAAAAUGAUGCCCAGUGCUGUUAUUGUUUUUGUGCUUGGUUUGACAGUGCAUGGUCUAAAAUAGUUUGGCCUAUCAUUAUGUUUUGUACAAUCUAAGGCUAGGCAUUUCAAGUAGGCAUAAAGAGAAAACGUGUGUCUGUGUGUGUUUCCGUCUGUGUCCGUGUCUCUGUGUGUGUGUGUGUUCCCUUGUCUCACCAGCUCCAGGAGGCCAGACAGAUGGAGAAGGAGCGUCUGAGACAGCAGCAGUCACCAGUCAGCCAACAGGGGCAGGAGCCUCCUGCAUCGCCCCGACAGGACCAGGAGCCUCCUGCAUCGCCCCGCCAGAACCAGGAGCCCCCUGCCUUGCCCCAGCAGAAACCUCCUGCCUCUCCUCAUCUGGAGCCCCCUGCCUCCCCUAAACAGGAGCAGCACACCGCCUCACCCCCACCUCAGGAGGAGGCCACCAAGGUGCCUGAGCAGAACACUCGUGAGGACCUGGAGCCUGAGAAAGGCUCUGUGUUCUGCAGUGCUGAGAACGAGCAGACUGAGGCGGACCAGGCUACUGCAGCUGCUGCACAGGGUAAGUCUGUCUCUCUGUCUUAUUCACUCACUCACUCUCUCUCUCUCUCUCUCUCUCUCUCUCUCUCUCUCUCUCUCUCUCUCUCUCUCUCUCUCUCUCUCUCUCUCUCUCUCAAAGGUCGUCUAUUGUAUGUCUCUAUGGAAAUCACUGUUCCAUAUUUCAGUGUGUGUAACCUUCAUCACUGCAUUGGAUUAGGAGACGUAAAAUCCAUGCACAUGAAUUAGUAUUCCUAUACAUUCUCUGCUGAGAGAGAGAGGUCUGCCAUGGUAGCCCUUUACUCAGGUUGAAAAUGGCAGAUUCUGUCACAGAUAAGCGCCUAAAUUGGAACGCAGUGGCUGUACAGUAACAUGCUAUUUUUUGUUGUCUGAGUGAGAGUAAUGCUGUAAGUUAAGAUGACUCGAUGUAUUUUGAAAGAUGAGACGUUGAGGAUUAUAAUAAAUACCGCUUUGAUGUCAUACAAGCAAGCCAAACACCCGUGAGUCCAAAUGUGCACUUCACAUUUCCAUAUCAUAAAACUCAUGUCAUAUACAGUGUCAACAAUGUUUGAUGUAGAGUUACAAGAUGACAUGGCAUCAUACCCUGGGUUGUUCUGAACGGAAUGAGCCUAUGUUUGUCUAUUGUGAAGAACAUUUGCAGCAGAACACACACCUGAGUGCACUCCUUUCUAUGCAAACCGAAAUUAUUAUCUAUAAGGUCGUAUUUUAGAAAUUAGCUAGCCAUGUUGGCAAUAGCACAAGCUUUCAAAUUACACUCACUUUACCCAGAUUACGAUUUAUAAUGGGCUGUUUUUGGAUUGCGUAAACAACAACAGUAAUUGUGUGAUGGCCGGGAUGCAGGGUUGUGUUCCAAACAAAACAACUACAAGUGUGUUUUCUCUAGCUCCUCAAUGGCACAGCUAGGAGAACUAAAAAUAAGCAUCUUAUAGCUGAAGACUCUUCUUUGAUUCAUAAAAGUACAUUGAAAUGACUUAGGAACUGUGCACACUUUGGAGAGGUGUGGCCACUUGGAGACACCAGUUAGUCCUCUCACUCAAACCCUUGUCAUUGUUUUGUAUUAUGUUGCACCUACCCCACAUUUUCCAGGAAUAUUCUUAUCAUGUUACUGAAUGUAUCCAGAGUAUUUUCAGAUUUCAAUAUCAACAAAUAUGGCGAAAAGCAGUGGUAGAAAAAGGACCCAAUUGUCAUACUUGAGUAAAAUUGAAGAUACCUUAAUAGAAAAUGACUAAAUUAAAAGUAAUCUAGUAAAAUACUACUUGAGUAAAAGUCAAAGUAUUUUGUUUUAAAUAUACUUAAGUAUCAAAAGUAAAUGUAAUUGCUAAAAUAUACUUAAGUAUCAAAAGUCAAAGUAUAAAUCAUUUCAAAUUCCUUAUAUUAAGCAAACCAGACGGUACAAGUUUAGUGUUUUUUUAAUUUACCGAUAGCCAGGGGCACAAUCCAACACUCCGACAUAAUUUACAAAUGAAAGCAUUUGUGUUUAGUGAGUCCGCCAUAUCAGAGGCCAUAGGGAUGACCAUAGAGGGAUGUUAUCUUGAUAAGUGUGUGAAAUGCACCAUUUUCCUGUCCUGCUAAGCAUUCAAAAUUAGUACUUUUGGGUGUCAGGGAAAAUGUAUGGAGUAAAAAGUACAUUAUUUUCUUUAGGAAUAGAGUGAAGUUAAAAAUAUAAAUAGUAAAGUACAGAUACCCAAAACAACUACUUAAGUAGUACUUUAAAGUAUUUUUUAAAGUACAGUAAAUGUAAAAUGCACAUAAAAUCAACAGUGUAAUGUUUGGAUUCAGUCUUGUGUCAGGUGAGCUGUUGUGUUCUCAACUUUAGUCUAAUAAUUUUCCCAUAAUCUCCAAACUGUUCCCUUUCAAUUUCUACCAUGCUUAUGCAUAUUCUUUUCAUAUUUCUUCUGUAAGAAACAUUUCAAUUUAGACCUAUCCAUAUAGCCCAAUUACCACAAGUGUAAAGGGUUAAUAGAGCUCUUAGAUGGCGGGAAGGAGGUAAUAUAUGAAUCCAUCAGAAUCCAAGGGCUGUGUUCUAAAUGGCAUCCUGUUCCCUUUAUAGUGCACUACUUUUGAAGUAGUGCACUUAGAAGUAGUGCACUUAAUAUAGAAUAGGCGAUCUCUGAAUAUGGCGUACAUUCUAGACUCCUUGGUCUGAUCAGAGGCAGUUAAACUCUACAAGGGAGAGGUCCUUUAUUGGGAUUCAUAAUGAAAUGGGCCUCAGAGACCUCUGCAUUUUAAUAUGUUUUGUACACAUAUAGUCGUGCCGUGGUAGCAAUAGUGGAGUGAUGAUAAAAUAAAUGGAAUGUCUCACAAAGACUUAUGUGCCUUGGUUUAUAUAUAUAUAUAUUUUUAAUGUUUUACUGUCACAUACACAAGAUAGAUUCAGUGGCGCCCCAGGAGCAAAUUUGAUUUAAGUGCCUCGCUCAAGGGCACAUCGACAGAUUUUCACCUUGUCGGCUCGGGUAUUCGAACCAGCAACCUUUCGGUUACCGGCCCAAUGCUCUUACCGUUAGGCUACCAGCCGCCCUUAAGUCCUACAAUUUACAUUUAAAUCCUCAGAAUAUUGUCCUCUACUGAAACUUUAAAGUAAUUGUAAUCUGAUUUAAGAAAGUAUGGUGAAGUGUAUUUACAUCGCUCUAGGUUUGUCACAACAAGAUGCUGAGGGGAUUGUUGAGGAAGGACCAGUCAACUAUGAGGAGCAGGCUCAAGAGAUGGUCCAGACCAUUCUGCAGGAAGUUGUCAAUACAGUUGUUGGAGGUAACAUGCCAUUUUCUUAACUUUAUACUCUUAUAUAGUCUGCCUUGUCUGUAGAAGAUUGGACUCACUGUAGUUACAGUGGGGGAAAAAAGUAUUUAGUCAGCCACCAAUUGUGCAAGUUCUCCCACUUAAAAAGAUGAGAGAGGCCUGUAAUUUUCAUCAUAGGUACACGUCAACCAUGACAGACAAAAUUAGGAAAAAAAAUCCAGAAAAUCACAUUGUAGGAUUUUUAAUGAAUUUAUUUGCAAAUUAUGGUGGAAAAUAAGUAUUUGGUCAAUAACAAAAGUUUCUCAAUACUUUGUUAUAUACCCUUUGUUGGUAAUGACACAGGUCAAACGUUUUCUGUAAGUCUUUCACACACUGUUGCUGGUAUUUUGGCCCAUUCCUCCAUGCAGAUCUCCUCUAGAGCAGUGAUGUUUUGAGGCUGUCGCUGGGCAACACGGACUUUCAACUCCCUCCAAAGAUUUUCUAUGGGGUUGAGAUCUGGAGACUGGCUAGGCCACUCCAGGACCUUGAAAUGCUUCUUACGAAGCCACGUUGCCCGGGCGGUGUGUUUGGGAUCAUUGUCAUGCUGAAAGACCCAGCCACGUUUCAUCUUCAAUGCCCUUGCUGAUGGAAGGAGGUUUUCACUCAAAAUCUCACGAUACAUGGCCCCAUUCAUUCUUUCCUUUACACGGAUCAGUCGUCCUGGUCCCUUUGCAGAAAAACAGCCCCAAAGCAUGAUGUUUCCACCCCCAUGCUUCACAGUAGGUAUGGUGUUCUUUGGAUCCAACUCAGCAUUCUUUGUCCUCCAAACACGACGAGUUGAGUUUUUACCAAAAAGUUAUAUUUUGGUUUCAUCUGACCAUAUGACAUUCUCCCAAUCCUCUUCUGGAUCAUCCAAAUGCACUCUAGCAAACUUCAGACGGGCCUGGACAUGUACUGGCUUAAGCAGGGGGACACGUCUGGCACUGCAGGAUUUGAGUCCCUGGCGGCGUAGUGUGUUACUGAUGGUAGGCUUUGUUACUUUGGUCCCAGCUCUCUGCAGGUCAUUCACUAGGUCCCCCCAUGUGGUUCUGGGAUUUUUGCUCACCGUUCUUGUGAUCAUUUUGACCCCACGGGGUGAGAUCUUGCGUGGAGCCCCAGAUCGAGGGAGAUUAUCAGUGGUCUUGUAUGUCUUCCAUUUCCUAAUAAUUGCUCCUACAGUUGAUUUCUUCAAACCAAGCUGCUUACCUAUUGCAGAUUCAGUCUUCCCAGCCUGGUGCAGGUCUACAAUUUUGUUUCUGGUGUCCUUUGACAGCUCUUUGGUCUUGGCCAUAGUGGAGUUUGGAGUGUGACUGUUUGAGGUUGUGGACAGGUGUAUUUUAUACUGAUAACAAGUUCAAACAGGUGCCAUUAAUACAGGUAACGAGUGGAGGACAGAGGAGCCUCUUAAAGAAGAAGUUACAGUUCUGUGAGAGCCAGAAAUCUUGCUUGUUUGUAGGUGACCAAAUACUUAUUUUCCACCAUAAUUUGCAAAUAAAUUCAUAAAAAAUCCUACAAUGUGAUUUUCUGGAAAAAAAAAUCUCAAUUUGUCUUUCAUAGUUGACGUGUACCUAUGAUGAAAAUUACAGGCCUCUCUCAUCUUUUUAAGUGGGAGAACUUGCACAAUUGGUGGCUGACUAAAUACUUUUUUUCCCAACUGUAUCUUUCUUUCUCAUUCAUUUUUAGCCCCACGGUUAUGUUUUCUGAGAUGAUCCUUAGCUCUAUUUUAGCUGACGGCCCUUUGUGUGUGCCUGCGUCCCUGUGUAUUUGUAUUUAUUAAGGAUCAGCAGCUACUCUUCCUGGGGUCCAACAAAAUUAAGGCAGUUAUACAAUUUUUAAAACAUUACAAUACACUGACAACAGAUUUCACAACACAUUGUGUGUGCACUCAGGCCACUACUCUACUACCACAUAUCUACAAUACAAAAUCCAUGUGUACAUGUGUGUAUAGUGCGUAUGUUAUCAUGUGUGUAUGCAUUUGUCUGUGCCUAUGUUUGUGUUGCUUCACAGUCCCCGCUGUUCCAUAAGGUGUAUUUUUAUCUGUUUUUUAAAUCUAAUUUUACUGCUUGCAUCAGUUACUUGAUGUGGAAUAGAGUUCCAUGUAGUCAUGGCUCUAUGUAGUACUCUGCACCUCCCAUAGUCUGUUCUGGACUUGGGGAUUGUGAAGAGAUCUCCGGUGGCAUGUCUUGUGGUGUAUGCAUGGGUGUCCGAGCUGUGUGCCAGUAGUUCAAACAGACAGCUCGGUGCAUUCAACAUGUCAGUACCUCUCACAAAUACAAGUAGUGAUGAAGUCAAUCUCUCCUCCACUUUGAGCCAGGAAAGAUUGACAUGCAUAUGUGUGUGUGCCUGCGUGUGUGUCUGCAGAAUGCAGGGAGAGUGUGUGCAGCGCUACAGAGUGUGCAGACGAUACGGCAGUCGCGGUGGAGGAGGAGGGCGGGCUGGGCAGGGACACAGAGAACGUCCAUGCCAACGGUAUCCCUGGCACGCCCAUAUCUACCGGCUUCACCCCCUCACUGACGGAUGACAGGAUCUCUGUCUCCUCUAACGACACUCAGGUGCCCACCCACACUGCUCCCCAACGUAGAACGGCAUUGGCUGCAUCCUAAAUGGCAACCUAUUCUCUAUAUAGUGCACUACUUUUGACCACAGCCCUUUGGGCCCUUUGGGAUUCAGACAUUGUCUAUGGAGUAUUAACAGAUUCAUUGAUAAAUCUAGGUCAUAGUGGCAUCAGUUUGGUGUAUUAAUGUACAUUUGUGUAUAUGAAAAUGUAUACUUUUUUGUUAAUAUAAGAUUAAUCUGUGCGUUUUGUUUUCUAGGAAUCUGGAGCUACGAGCAGUUCGUCUCCUGUUGCUAAGUUCUCCCAUAUCCUCCAGAAGGAUGCCUUUCUAGUUCUCCGCUCUCUCUGUAAACUGUCUAUGAAGCCACUGUCUGAUGGACCUCCUGAUCCUAAGUAAGCUCUCCUUCAUACCCUGUCACACUUAGUUACUGUACGAAUAGACCGGUAGGCUAUGGCCACAGGAAAUUACUGUGUGAUUGAACAUCUUGUUAAAACUUUACUUAAAGCCUACAGGUAUAAUAACUUAGCUUUAUAACUUGUUAUAAACUUUUUUUUAUAAUAUCUUGUAAUAAGGCUUAUAAUAUGUUACGUCCCUCUAUGCCAGGGCUGUUCAAUUCUGGUCCUGGAGGGCUGAAACACAACUAGUGUUUGUUUCUACCUGGUAGUUAAUUGGUUUCCCAGGUCUGAAUUAGUCUCUUAUUAGAAGGAGAGGAUGAAAACUAGAAGUGUUUCAGCCCUCCAGGACCAGGAUGGAACAGCCCUGCUCUAUGCAUAACAUUGUCCACUGUCUCACUGUCUGUAAAUCCGGAUCAUUAUGAGAUGAUUGUGUGACAUUAUAAAGAUGACAUAUAUGCUCAUGGCAAGUCUUAACAUGUAUUAUAUUUGGAUGCUUUAAGUAAAUGUUCUGUUUGUCUCUGUAGAUCUCACGAGCUACGCUCCAAGGUGCUGUCCCUCCAGCUGCUGCUGUCCAUCCUGCAGAACGCGGGGCCCAUCUUCAAGACCAACGAGAUGUUCAUCAACGCCAUCAAGCAGUACCUGUGUGUGGCGCUGUCGAAGAACGGCGUCUCCUCUGUCCCCGAGGUCUUCGAGCUCUCGCUCUCCAUCUUCCUCACCCUCCUCUCCCACUUCAAGACUCACCUCAAGAUGCAAAUCGAGGUACUGUAACUGGCUCGAAUCAUUAUGAAUGCGUCCCAAAUGGCCCCCUUUUCCCUUUGUAAUGCCUUAAUUUUUGCGUAGGGCUCUGGUCGAAAGUAGUGCACUACAUAGGGAAUAGGGUGCCAUUUGGGACACACACAAGAAUGAAUACACAGUGCAUAUCAACACAACAAGAUUACGUUAAAUUAUUGAUUUGUGUUUGAAUGGCUUUGUAAUUACUGUGUAGUAAACUCUUUACAAAAUGAUUGUUAGCAGAUAUGGUGGAGUUUCAUCACUGAGUUUUUUCCCUCAGGUGUUUUUCAAGGAGAUCUUCCUCUACAUUCUGGAGACGUCCACCAGCUCCUAUGAUCAUAAAUGGAUGGUGAUCCAGAGCCUCACCAAGAUCUGUGCAGGUUGGUGUCUGGUCUGUCGACUAUACUUCACACUACCAGGCCUUUGUCUAUCUGUAAAACCCUGAUGAUGGGUUGAAGCACGUUGGCUGUUCCAAUAAAAAAAACAUUUUUUAUCAAGUUCCAUUGUCCUCCAAAAGUUGCUGAAUUCCGUCUUCACUUCAGUUUGCUCCUCUGUUCAUGUACCUUGAAGGGAGAGCGAGGUAGCGGCAUUAUUCCUUUCUCUUUGUUUUUCUGUCUCCCCGGCCCCAGAUAUGAUAAAACCUCACACUACUGAGAAUUUGACAGACUGACACUCACCUCUGUCUCUUGCUUCUCCUCACAGACGCCCAGAGUGUGGUGGAUAUCUAUGUCAACUACGACUGUGACCUGAAUGCUGCUAAUAUAUUUGAGAGGCUGGUCAAUUACCUAUCGAAGAUAGCACAGGGUAGAGUGGGGCAUGAGCUUGGCACCACACCUUCUCAGGUAAGAGAUGCUUCCAAUGGACACUCACCCUCCAUAGAUCUCCUUUCCUCUUGUGUGUCCAUUUGAAUGUGUGUUCUUUUUGUUUGUAGGAGCUGAGCUUGAGGAAAAAGGGUCUGGAGUGUCUGGUGUCCAUCCUCAAGUGUAUGGUGGAGUGGAGCAAUGAUCAGUAUGUGAACCCUAACUCUCAGACCAGUCUAGGUAAGAUACCACUUACUUACUACUGUUGAAUAAGAGCUGCUGUGUUUCCCCUGAGACCAAGCCAUCCUCAUUCACAACCAGAGCUACUGCAUUAGCCAUUCUUACUGAUGCAAACCCUCUGAGGCGCGACCUUUAACUACACAUCUGAGAUCUCUCUCCAGCUCACACGGAACUACAUUUUUGUUUAUCGGUACAUGUUUCACCACCAUUACUGAUCUGGAUCUGUUUUGCCCUCCAUCUUUGAUCUUGUAAGGAAGAGCAGGUAGAGCAGGUAAAUCCUGAAAUGUAUUCCUAGCCUUAGAAACCCAUCGUUCCAGUUAGAGCCUGAGGUUGAUCUUGAUUAUCAGUUUUAGCAGAAAUCCCCCUGACUUAGUGUUAGGUAGUAGCUACCUUUCAGUUUGUUGUGUGGCCCUGUGUUUGUUAACCCGCUGUGAACACUGGUGUUCAGGCUUAUAGCAGCAGACCUGGUACAGUAGUGAGCCCCUGAGAUGAUCCAGGUUGAGACUUCUAACAGUGUUUUAUAAAGGAAAGGGUUAUUCUUAAUAUUAUGGGAUGUCCCUAUGUGCCGCCCCUCUCCUCUGUAGGCCAGGAAAAGCCUGUGGAUCAGGAGCCCAGUGAGAGCACCAAGCCCCCAGAGAGCAUCAACCACUACAGCAGCCUAAACUCUCUGGACUCCACCGCCUCCUCAGGCAUCGGCUCCUACAGCACCCUCAUGUCAGGAACGGACAACGCAGAGCAGUUCGAGGUCCUCAAGCAGCAGAAAGAGAUCAUCGAGCAAGGCAUUGACCUGUAAGUGUGUUGGAGACUGGAAGUGUAGCCAGAGCAGCUAUCAGUGGCCCAGAAUGCUCAGUGUGGCUGUGUUUGAGAGCAUCAAUUCUGCUCAGUCCGACUGAGCAGACUGACUGAUCUACAAAUCAUAAUGAUUAGUUAUUUAGGAUGCAAGGUGAUUUGUAGAUUAGUCAAUCUGCUCAGUCUGUGAUAAGUGACUGAGCAGAAUUCAUGCUCUCAAACAUGCCUGUGUCAUACAGAUGCGUCAUUUCCCCCUCUCUCUCUUCCUGUGCAGGUUCAACAAGAAGCCAAAGAGGGGCAUCCAGUACCUGCAGGAGCAAGGGAUGCUGGGUACCACACCAGAGGACCUAGCCCAGUUCCUGCACCAGGAGGAGAGGCUAGACUCUGUAAGCAUCUGCUGAAAUUACAUGCAAUCAAUGAGACUAACUUCCUCUUAGCCUGUAAAAAGACCAUCUUUAUCGGAUAUAAUAUAUAUUUCUAUGUACAUAUCUAGCUUGUGUUCUUCUUACUGAUGUCCACAAAUAUAUUGAAUAUACACUGUAUUUGCAUUGUGUUUGUGUAUAUUUAAAUGCCUCUGAAUGGACUUCCUUCUUCGCUUAUCAGACUCAGGUUGGUGAGUUCAUCGGGGAUAACGAGCGCAUUAAUAAAGAGGUGAUGUACGCCUACGUUGACCAGAUGGAUUUCCAAGGCAAGGACUUUGUCUCGGCUCUGCGUCUGUUCCUGGAGGGCUUCCGUCUGCCCGGAGAGGCCCAGAAGAUAGAUCGGCUCAUGGAAAAAUUUGCGGCCAGAUAUUUAGAAUGUAACCAAGGGUGAGUCUCUAUCUGCUUUCCAUCUCAGUAGACAGGAUGCAUGGUCUGUGUCCCAAAUGGCACCCUUUUCCCUUUAUAGUGCACUACUUUUGACAAAGGAAUAGGGUGCCAUUUGGGAUGCAAUCCAUGGUGUGACUUAAUAGAUGUAGGUUGUUCUAAUGUUAGGCCAAGGCUGCAGAUCCGAAGGUAACCGCCCCGUUCCCCUGGAAGCCUCUUCCCCAGAGCUGAAGAUCCGAGUCACGUUCUGUUCAUGUGUUUCUUUACCUCUACCUUACACACAAAUGUUUGUGGUCACCCUCCCUUCACAUUUCUCACUGUCAAUCGGGAAUGAUAAUUCUUCAAGUUUUACCCAUAUAUCUGCAUGCCAACCAUUUGAUCUCAAUCAGUUUAAUGAGAAUUUGCAUUUCGAUCUUCUUGAGAUGUAGAGUGUUGUUACUAAGAUCUUGUAAGCCUGGUGGCGCACGCUGUUGCGUUUUGGCCGCAUGAGAGAGAAAUGUGACCAUUCGCAUAAUCAUCCUGAAAUCUCCAUAAGAAAUUAGGUGGUAUUUGUUGUUUUACAGUAACGUUAUACAAGCUAUUAUAUUCGGUUCUGUUAUGUAGAAUACUAUCAUUAUGAUCUUGCAGGCAUUGAUUCAGGGUUGAUCUAACUUUAUUAAACGAGCACCUUUCUCCAUUCAUCACUGAAAUUCACCAGAGUAGCCUGUUCUCUGGGCAGCCGAACGAGUAGAGCAGAGACUGCGUAAAGCUUCUGACUUUUAGCUGUCUGGAAGAGGGUUCCAGAGAAUUCGUAUCCGCAGCCACUCCGAUAAUGUUAUUACACAGUACAUGUUAUGACAUUGGUGUUUUUCUCUGUUCCUUCAGGCAAACUGAGUUCGCCAGUGCAGAUACAGCCUACGUCCUGGCUUAUUCAAUCAUUAUGCUGACAACAGACCUUCACAGUCCACAAGUAAGUCUCUCAAGCAUUUUUAAUGAGUGUUUAUUGAUUAAGAGAGGUCAUUUUCUCGUGUUAAUACAUGAGCUGUGACUAAACAUUACAUUUUUUUAGGUGAAGAAUAAAAUGACAAAAGAGCAAUACAUCAAGAUGAACCGAGGAAUCAAUGACAGCAAAGAUUUACCUGAGGAGUACCUGUCAGCCAUUUACGAUGAAAUCGCAGGGAAGAAAAUAGCCAUGAAUGAAACCAAAAAAUUAACCCUCAAAUCCAGCAAACAAAGUAAGUUGCUGGAUGACAAAAUGGCAAGGGUCAAGAAGAAACAAGCACACUAAAUGGAUCCAAAGCUAGUCUGUCCUCAGAGGCACAGUGAUGGCAUCAACAUGGGGUCUUGUGUGGUUAGUUGUUGACAGUGUGUGUACAGUAGGUGUGUUUUGUAUGUGAGAGCAUGCCCACCAAGUCUCUGUUUCCUCUCCAGGUGUGGCCAGUGAGAAGCAGCGGCGUCUGCUGUAUAACGUAGAGAUGGAGCAGAUGGCUAAGACAGCCAAAGCCCUGAUGGAGGCAGUCAGCCACGUCCAGGCUCCCUUCACCAGCGCCACGCACCUAGACCACGUCAGGCCCAUGUUCAAGGUAACUCACCUAGACCACGUCAGACCCAUGUUAAAGGUAACCCACCUAGACCACGUCAGACCCAUGUUCAAGGUCACCCACCUUGACCACAUCAGACCCAUGUUCAAGGUUACCCACCUUGACCAUGUCAGACACAUGUUCAAGGUAACCCACCUAGACCACGUCAGACCCAUGUUCAAGGUCACCUACCUUGACCAUGUCAGACUCAUGUUCAAGGUCACCCACCUUGACCACGUCAGACCCAUGUUCAAAGUCAACCACCUUGACCACGUCAGACCCAUGUUCAAGGUCACCACCUUGACCACAUCAGACCCAUGUUCAAGGUUACCCACCUUGACCACGUCAGACCCAUGUUCAAGGUAACCCACCUAGACCACGUCAGACCCAUGUUCAAGGUCACCUACCUUGACCACGUCAGACUCAUGUUCAAGGUCACCCACCUUGACCACGUCAGACCCAUGUUCAAAGUCAACCAUCUUGACCACGUCAGACCCAUGUUCAAGGUCAACCAUCUUGACCACGUCAGACCCAUGUUCAAGGUCACCACCUUGACCACGUCAGACCCAUGUUCAAGGUCACCCACCUUGACCACGUCAGACCCAUGUUCUAGGUAACCCACCUAGACCACGUCAGACCCAUGUUCUAGGUAACCCACCUAGACCACGUCAGAUCCAUGUUCAAGGUCACCCACCUAGACCACGUCAGACCCAUGUUCAAGGUCACCCACCUUGACCACGUCAGACCCAUGUUCAAGGUAACCCACCUAGACCACGUCAGACCCAUGUUCAAGGUAACCCACCUUGACUACGUCAGACCCAUGUUCAAGGUAACCUACCUUGACCACGUCAGACCCAUGUUCAAGGUAACCUACCUUGACCACGUCAGACCCAUGUUCAAGGUAACCCACCUAGACCACGUCAGACCCAUGUUCAAGGUAACCUACUUUGACCACGUCAGACCCAUGUUCAAGGUAACCCACCUAGACCACGUCAGACGCAUGUUCAAGGUUACCCACCUAGACCACGUCAGACCCAUAGAAUUUGAAUUCUAAUUUUUUUAAUGAAUGAAAACAAUUAUAACACUCAUUCUAUUUCUAUGGUUAGACCUAUGUUCAAGGUAACUCACCUAGACCUUCUCAGACCAAUAGAAUUCAAAUGAAUUACCGGUAGGACAAACAUUUGAAUGAAUCUCAUUCUGUUUAUGUAUUCAGACCAAUGUUCAUAUGUCACCAUUACUCACAGUACUAAUGCAUUCCUUUCAGUAUAAAAUGGGAUUGUAGCUGAUGCUGUAACCAAAUGCAGAAUACCAUUUUAAGAUCGUAUUACACAUUUUUACACUCAAAUGUAGUUAUAUCUUUUUAUAUUUGUUGCACCAGCAUCCUUGGUCUGGACAACCCUCAUAAAAUCCUUCUUUGUGUACUGACUUUGUGUGUGUGUUCUUCCCCAGUUGGCAUGGACCCCGUUCUUAGCAGCGUUCAGUGUGGGUCUUCAGGACUGUGAUGACACUGGGGUAGCCUCUCUGUGUCUGGAGGGGAUCCGCUGUGCCAUCAGGAUAGCCUGCAUCUUCACCAUCCAACUGGAGCGUGAUGCGUACGUCCAGGCCCUGGCGCGGUUCACCCUGCUCACAGCCAGCUCUGGUAUCUCUGAGAUGAAGCAGAAGAACAUUGACACCAUCAAGACUCUCAUCACCGUUGCCCACACUGAUGGAAACUACCUGGGCAACUCCUGGCAUGAGGUUAGUCUCAUUCUGUCUUCUAUAGCAGUGCUUCUUAAUCCUGGUCCCGGGGACCCCAAAGUGUGCACAUUUAGUUUUUUGCCCUAGCACUACACAGCUGAUUCAAAUGAUCAACUGAUCAUUCAGCUUUGAUGAUUUGAAUCAGGUGUGUAGUGCUAGGGCAGAACAUUCAAUGUCCACCCCUUCGGGACCCCGGGACCAGGAUUAAGAAACACUGUUCUAUAGCAUAUUGUUACUGCAUUUCAGUGGUUCACCUCUUGAUCAACCAGGAUAUUAAGACAACAUUUUCAUUGACUUCUCUCUCCCAGUAUAUUGUCACUGUUUUUUAAUUGUUGACCGACUUGGUUGUUGUCAGAAAAUACAUUUGUUUUCAAUCACUUACCUGGCUAAAUAAAGGUUAAAUAGUAGUAACUCUCACUUCUCUCCUGCUAGUUCACAAAUGAGAAUGAGAAUGUUUUUAAUGACUUACCUAUCUAAAUAAAGGUUGAAUAGUAACAAACAGUAUUAAUCCCAACUCUUCUGUCCUCUUUCACAGAUCCUGAAGUGUAUCAGUCAGUUGGAGCUGGCCCAGCUAAUCGGGACAGGGGUGAAGGCUCGCUACCUCUCAGGGACGGUCCCAGCCAAAGGGGGCCUCCUGGCCAGCCUGAGAGAGCAGGCCUCAGACAGCUCAGAGUACCUGGGACUGGGUCAGUCCUCUCGCCUCUCCAAGACAGAGGCCGCGUCCCAAAUGGCACCCUAUUCCCUUUUCCAACCUAACCCAAUAGGGCUCUGGUAAAAAGUAGUGCACUAUAUGGGAAAUACUACGGUGCCAUUUGGGAUGCACCCAGGCUUUUAGAUUAGAUACUCUCUGGGCUAUUGUCACAAUGCCUGGUUUGGUUGUACAUGUAUAUCAAUGUUUAUCUUAUAAUUAAAUGUCCUAUCAUGGUUGAUGUUAAUUUUUUUGAUAUUUUUUACAUAAUGUGUAAUGUAUCAUUUUCUGACUAUUGGGGUUUUCUUAAAACAUGUACCUUCAGCUAUUUCUCAUUACACAUUGUUUAUCUUGCAGUUGGAGGUAAUGUGGACCGUAAACAAAUAGCCAGUAUUCAGGAGUCCAUUGGAGAGGCAAGCUCCCAGAGUGUAGUCGUUGCUGUUGACAGGUAGGCUGAUAGAAUGGGCCCUAUGAUGGAAUUGAUUCAAUAUGUUGUUUCCUAUCUCCAGUUUUAUAAUGCAAAAACCUCUAAAAGAAGUCACUAUUGCAAAUGGAGAAAAUGUAAUCUUAUGUUGUUUUUUUUCAGGAUAUUUACUGGUUCUACCAGACUUGAUGGCAAUGCAAUAGGUUGGUAUUGAUUGAAAUGUCUCUACAAAUAAAUGCUGUGUAGAUUUAACCUAAUUUGUGCUGAAAGUAAUUGUUUAAAAAAUAAUGGUUUAAACAACUAAAUAAAUCAGUUUGAAUCGAGGGAGGUAGUUUGUACACUGAAAUUAUACAGGGUAGAUGCAUGAUAUAUUCAAACAUUGUUUGAAUAUACAUGGAUAUUAACAGGUUGAUAUGCAUUUGUUGUCUUUUUGCAGUUGAUUUUGUCCGGUGGUUGUGUGCUGUAUCAAUGGACGAGCUUGCCUCACCAACACAUCCGCGUAUGUUUAGCCUUCAGAAGAUUGUGGAGAUUUCCUACUACAACAUGGGCCGCAUCAGGCUUCAAUGGUCUAGAAUUUGGGAAGUCAUCGGGGACCAUUUUAACAAGGUACUGGUUUCGUAUUUUUUAUUACGGUAGCAAUUUCUGUUGAAAGAAAUGCAUCAUCUGCAUGUAUUUAUAUGGUGCUGUUCAAUUGCUGGUUUUGGGGUGAGACAACAGUGGUUGAGAUGCAUUUGUAUCUGUACAGGUUGGAUGUAACUCCAACGAGGAUGUGGCUAUAUUUGCUGUUGACUCCCUGAGGCAGCUGUCUAUGAAAUUCUUAGAAAAAGGAGAGCUCGCAAACUUCCGAUUCCAGAAGGAUUUCUUGAGGCCUUUUGAACAUAUCAUGAAAAAGAACAGGUCAGCUUUGUUUUAUUUUGUAACCUGCACUAAUUAGUGCAUGGAAUGAAAUUCCAAUGCUUGUCAAAAUUGCUGCAAUUGUAUCCUUUGUGGCCUUCUAAAAUGAUUCAAUGAUUCAAACUGUGAAAACUAUUCAGACCUUGAAACGAUUCAGUGAUUCAAACCUUGAAAUUAUUCAAUGAUUCAAACCUGGAAAAUUAUUAAAACACUGAAAUGAUGCAAUGAUUCAAUAAUGAUUCAAACUGUAAUGCCCACAGGUCUCCUACCAUUCGAGACAUGGUGGUGAGGUGUAUAGCUCAAAUGGUGAACUCCCAGGCUGGGAACAUCCGGUCGGGGUGGAAGAACAUCUUCUCAGUGUUCCACCUGGCAGCCUCGGACCAGGACGGGAGCAUCGUAGAGCUUGCCUUCCAAACCACCGGCUACAUCGUCAGUAAGUGUUGGGUUAUCUGACUAACACUAGCUACUCCUUGGUCAAUGACAUGACUUACCAAUGUAAACAUUAAGAAUAAUAGAGGAUGGUAGUGCAAAGAGAAACUCAAAGACACUUAUUUAUUACCCUUUCCUAUUUCUAGAUUUUUUUCAAAGUAUAUUUUGUGCAAGUCAUUUCUCUGUUUUAUCUUUUUGUUUCUCAGCUAACGUAUUUGAGAAGCACUUCCCGGCCACCAUUGACUCUUUCCAGGAUGCUGUGAAGUGUCUGUCUGAGUUUGCCUGCAACGCCUCCUUCCCUGACACCAGCAUGGAGGCCAUCCGCCUCAUACGCCACUGUGCCAAAUAUGUGUCUGAGAGGCCACAGGUGAGCAGUGAGCACUAUACUGUGAAGGACUUGAAAUACUCCAACAAUAAACAGUUUGAUGGUGUACAUCAGAGAUAAAACUAAGAUUUUUAGUAGUUGGACAGAAGUUAUAAAGUAUUAAAUACUCAAAACAAACAAACUAUUGUAGGGGAAAUCAGUGAUAAUGGAGAUCACCUAAACUAAAAGGGAAUGUAUGGAUUCAGGUAUAAUUUAUUCAGGAGAAUCCAACUCUCUGAAUGGACAUGAGAUUCCUCUCUUACCCAUGGAUGUAAACCUCUCCUCCCUCUCUUGCCAGGCCUUCAAAGACUACACCAGCGAUGACAUGAAUGUAGGCCCAGAGGACCGGGUGUGGGUGCGAGGAUGGUUCCCCAUCCUGUUUGAGCUCUCCUGCAUCAUCAACCGGUGUAAACUGGACGUCAGGACCAGGUAAGCCCCUUCUCAUCCUACCUGGAACAAACUUCUAGGGAGUUUUUCCAGGCCACUGUGCUUCUGCAUUGCUUGCUCUUUGGGGUUUAUGCCAUUUAUCUGUAAAACACUUUGUGACAACUUCUGAUGUAAAAAGGCCAUUAUAAAAUACAUUUGAUUGAUUUGAUUGAAUACCAGUGUCCCUAGUCCUUGUCUCAUCUCCUGACUGGAGAAAGAUGAGUCAAAUCAAAUAUAUAAACAAUGAACUAGCAGCAGUAGUCUUCUUUUUCCUUUGUCAACCUGACUCGAGGCAUGAAUAAAUGAGUUUCACAAGUGAUGUGAUCAUCCCUGCUUUUGUUGCCUUAAUGAAUAAAACAGCAUAAAAUAACUUUUUCUGAGUGUGGACCCUCUACUAAUAUAUCAUCCCUGUUUCCUUAACAUUGCUCUAGGGGCUUGACUGUGAUGUUUGAGGUGAUGAAGACCUACGGUCACACCUACAAGAAACACUGGUGGCAGGAUCUGUUCAGGAUCAUCUUUAGGAUCUUUGACAACAUGAAACUUCCAGAGCAGCAAACUGAGGUCAGAUUAAGCUCACGAUUUUCAGGAACUAUGUGUCACAGCCAUAAAAUACAUAACAUAGUGUGUGUCCUAAAUGGUUGGGCACUAUGGGUCCUGGUCAAAAGUAGUGCACUACAAAGGGAAUAAGGUGCCAACUGCUACACACUAAUGAACUUCAUUUUCCUCUUCAAACCCAGAAAGCUGAAUGGAUGACCACCACCUGUAACCAUGCACUUUACGCCAUCUGUGAUGUCUUCACUCAGUACUUUGAGCCUCUCAGCGAUAUUCUCCUGGAUGAUAUCCUGUCCCAACUGUACUGGUGUGUGCAACAAGGUGAGAGUCAAACACCUCAGAGUUUAGAACUCUCUCUUUCUUCCCUCUCUCUAUCUUUGACCUGCUCUCCCUCCCCUCUCUCUCCCUCCCUCCUUUCUUCCUUUGACCCUCUCUCUCUCCCCCCGCUGUCUCUCCCUCCCUCUGACCUCUUCUGUCUCUCCUCAGACAACGAGCAGCUGGCGCGCUCAGGGACCAACUGUCUGGAAAAUGUGGUCAUUCUGAACGGGGAGAAGUUCAGCCCAGAGAUAUGGGACAAAACCUGCAACUGUAUGCUGGACAUCUUCAAAACAACCAUCCCUCAUGCGUAAGACGCUUUUUAUUCACAGGGAGUUAUUACUACAGUUGAACCACUGUAAGUGUGCAGAGUUCAUAGCAAGAGUAAAUUGACUCUGUUCUCUAUUGGGCUUGCUCUCCUUAGGUUACUGACGUGGAGACCAGCAAGAGCAGAGGGGGAGCUGAUGUCACAGUACGACCUCUCAAACCUGGUAGGUUUACUGCUCAUCCAUUUUGACCAUUUAUUUGGUUUAUGUUUGAGAAUUUACAUUGACUUCCCAAUACAGUACUUCUUAACGCUCAAAUUAAUCAAAACAACAUGCUGAGUUGUGAUCAACGUUCCAUCUAUUUUUUGGCACUGAGCAAAUUUCAGGUCUGCUGAGUGCAAACUUUAACCUUGUGAAAUGUCUGUGCAACUUCCAGUGCUCGUUUACUGUGAACACUGAGGCUGUACCCACUUUAAUUUACUGUUUUAACAGUGGCCAAUCAAGCUGCUGUGGCUAACUGAUCAUAAUGUAGGCCUACCAGAGUGGCCUACCAUAAAAACAAUGGAGAAAAUGCAGCCUAUCAUUCAUCUACAAAAGCAGCUAAUGUGUGGUGUUCAAUGUAGGCCUACAUUACAUUAGACCUUUGAAAAAAACAUGCAGGGCUUGACAUUAACCUGUUUAUCCACUUGUCCUUCAGACAAGGAAGUGACUGAACAUUUUGUUGUAUUGUUUGAUGCAAGAAACCACUUUACAAAAUGAAAUUGAUUAUUAUUCCCAUACCAUUAUGACAGAGAAUCAGACAAAUUAUGCUACCCUCUGCCUAUUGGCUACUUAGUUUAUUCAAGCCUGUCUCAAAAUACAACACUGCCCCUUUAAGACAUAAAAAUAAGCUCUUUACCUGAAUUGCUAUAACUGGGCUAAUAACUCACUAACUAGCAAAUAAUAUGAACAAAUGUGCACAAGUGGCUACAUACAGCUCUCACUUUGAUCUCAAAACAAGCGCAUAAUAAUCGCGACCGCUCAUGCUGUAAAACAAUCCAGUUCAAAGUGAAUGGCACAAAUCCACAUAUGGCAAUGGUUUAUUUGCAUAUAGGCCUAUUGCAGCUCUGAUUGGUUACGACACACCGUUCUGUAUAGAGUACGGGCUGAGUCUUGCCUGUCAAUGCAAUAGAAUCCUACUCCGAUGCGCUCUGCCUACAACAAAAUCUCUUGCGUAGUUAGUUUUGCAUACUAAGUCUUGCAUAGUUUUUGUUUUGGUAUGUUGCAUUGAAAGUGGCUAAUAUUGCGUUGAUUCGAUCACAAUUCCCACAGUAAAGGGAAGCGUUGAUAGUGUUAACUAACGGGGAAAACUAUAGAAAGUUGAGUGAAGUUCAAUCUCGUGCUUGGGCUGAUUUUUCUUCUGAGCGGAAGUCCCUGGGGAGCUGCGCGAAGUUUAGAGGAAACAUUGGUUGAGAUUAUGUAUGAUGAAGUGUUUAAAAUGUAGGCUACAUACAGGUCCCUCUCUGGUGUUCUCAGGACUCCAUAUCCCAGAAGUCAGUGGACAUUCAGACUCGUACGGAGGACCAGCAGUCAGUGUGCAGUGUGGACAGGAUCUCCCUGGAGAACCAGAGGCAGAGGACGUACAGCGGCUCCUCGGGCACAUAUGAGGAUGGCCCCAGAGCUAGGAACCCAGCCAGUGAGUUUGUAUGGAGGUUUAUGGGCAAGUCCUAGGCAGCCCUCCCCUGAUAAAGUCUCUCCAUUGUCAAUGACCCAUGCCUCUCACCUCUCCCCCGGUCCCUGUCUCUCACCUUCUCUUCCCCUGUCCCUGUCUCUCACCUUCUCUUCCCCUGUCCCUGUCUCUCACCUUCUCUCCCCCGGUCCCUGUCUCUCACCUUCUCUUCCCCUGUCCCUGUCUCUCACUUUCUCUCCCCCUGUCCGUCUCUCACCUUCUCUCCCCCUGUCCAUCUCUCACCUUCUCUCCCCCUGUCCGUCUCUCACUUCUCUCCCCCUGUCCGUCUCUCACCUUCUCUCCCCCUGUCCGUCUCUCACCUUCUCUCCCCCUGUCCGUCUCUCACCUUCUCUCCCCCUGUCCGUCUCUCACCUUCUCUCCCCCUGUCCGUCUCUCACCUUCUCUCCCCCUGUCCGUCUCUCACCUUCUCUCCCCCUGUCCGUCUCUCACCUUCUCUCCCCCUGUCCGUCUCUCUCCCUGCCUCCUAUUCAUCUCCCCCUGCCCCUCAAACUGGCUGUCCUGUGUCUGUCAAUGUGUUGCAGAGGUGCAGGAGCAGAGGUUAUUCUCAGCGCUGCUCAUUAAGUGUGUUGUGCAGCUGGAGCUGAUCCAGACGAUAGACAACAUGGUCUUCUUCCCCGCCACCAGCAGGAAGGAGGACGCAGAGAACCUGGCUGCUGCACAGGUAACCACAGAGUUUUUACUGAAGUCACACUGUUUCAAUAACUGAAGCAAAGCCAGUAAGGGCAAAAUGUAUUUUAUGGCAAAUAAUAUUUUGAGAGGGGCUAUAAAUGUUAUUACAACUGAAAAAAGGUUGUGAAUUAGUAUGGCUUACUAGCAUUUGGUUAUAACUGAGCACUGUGUUGCUGUCAACCUCUCCAGAGAGACACAGUAGAUGCAGAUGUCCAGUUGGAGGCCCAGGACCAGGGAAUGUACCACUAUCUGACCUCGGAUCAGCUCUUCAAACUGCUAGACUGUCUGCUGGAGUCCCACUGCUUCGCCAAGGCCUUUAACUCCAACAACGAGCAGAGGACUGUCCUGUGGAAGGCAGGUGGGUGACUCAGGACCCUCGAUACCAGGGGUGUCAAACAUGCGGCCCGGAUACGGCCCUCGAGGGGGUCCAAUGGAUGGUUUGAGUAAAACAUUUAAUUAAACAAACAAAUUGUAUUAACUAAUUCAAUAUACUUUAAAAUGACUAAAACCAAAUCAAAACUGUGUAGAAAUGAUAAUGGGCCUUUAUUCAUACAGUUUCUUGACUGUCCAGUUCGCUAACAAUCACUAGACUGUCAGGGAUCAUCAAAAAUUCCAAACAUUAUGGAUAGAGGAAUUUAAUUUUCUGUUGCCAAUUUUGAUGGCAAGGAAAUCUAACAAAUGUUUAGUGCGGCCCUCCAGACCUCGUUGAAGACCGAAUGCACCCUCCGGGGCAAAAUGAGUUCCACACCCCUGCUCUAUACCUUCACACUAUCACAGCAAACUCUAAUCUAGAGCUGUAUGUGUCAAGCGUUGUGUCUGUGUCUUUUAGAUCAUAAUGAAUAAGAUUACAUGGACAGGUAGGACCUGAUCCCAGUUCAGCACUCCUACUCUGAGACACUUGAUACAUACGGCCUCAGACUAACAUGCAGUUGUCUCACAGUAUGUUGGUGUUUCUAAGGUUUCAAGGGGAAGUCCAAACCCAACCUGUUGAAGCAGGAGACCAACAGUCUGGCCUGUGGCCUCCGCAUCCUGUUCCGCAUGUACACAGACGACAGCCGCAAGGCAGCCUGGGAGGAGGUGCAGAGACGACUGCUCAAGUAAGAACAUAAAGAUAAUGGGUUUUUUUACUGUUCUUUAACAAGACACUGUUCAAGUAAGAACUUAGCUAGAGGAAAUGGUGCUAUUGACUUGUGUUAAGAGUUUGUCUGUUCAGCACCUUUUAGUGCCUUAUUGUGGACAAGAGUGAAUAGUACAGACUUUGAGGCAAGAACCUAUAUUUUGCUAGCCUGGUCAAUCAGACUGACUGUUGCGCUCACAUUUUGUUUAAAGUGAAACAGAAUGUGAGUUAUCCCGAGAUCAGGCUGGGUUCCACCAGGCUAAUAUUCUGCUGCUCGGAUCUGGAAAUAAGUGCCACACUCACUCACUCUUCCUUAACGUGUCUCUGUCUAUUGCAGUGUGUGUGGGGAGGCCCUGGCCUACUUCCUCACUCUGACGUCAGAGAGCCACCGAGAAGCCUGGACCAAUCUCCUCCUCCUCUUCCUCACCAAGGUCGUGAAGAUCAGCGAUGACAGGGUGAGUCAAUCAGAAAGUAUAGCCACAUACACCUCUGAUGUGAAGUUUCCCCUAGGUACAGAUCUAGGAUCAGCUUCCCCUCCCCCAGUCUUAACCUUAACCAUAGUGGGGGGAAAUGUAAAACUCACCCAAGAUCAGCGUCUAGUGGCAAUUUCACCCUAAACCCCAUAUACAACACAGUACCAAAAAAAUAAGUUGUGAUUUUCCCUUCCCAUGUCUUUGAUGGAGAAUGAGCUAAUCGGGUCCCCUCCUGUAUCCCUGUACUAUCCAGUUCAAGGCCCAUGCAUCCAGGUACUACCCGCUUCUCUGUGAGAUCAUGCAGUUUGACCUGAUUCCAGAACUCCGGGCCGUGCUACGUAAGUUCUUUCUCCGCAUCGGCAACGCCUUCGACAUCUCACUGCUGCCUAGUCACCGAGAGGAGCAAGGGCCUGCUGGGAGCCAGUGACAUCAUCACUAGUGGACCAGCACAGGACACAGGCUGCUCAGUCUCUCUCUGGGGUGGGUGAGGGGAAGGAUGCAUCCCAAAUGGCACCCUUUUCCCUGUGUAAUGCACUACUUUUGACCAGGACUCAUAGGGCUCUGGUCAAAAGUAUUGCACUAUAUAGGGAAUAGGGUGCCAUUUGGGACACAGACGAAGAGGUGGAACCCUCUGUUACUGUGAACUCUGCCCCAGUGAGGGCCACAAGGGAUUCUUAAAGUGGACUGCAGUUAGCUGGAAGUGGUGGAUCCUGCAGAAUGGUACUGGAAGCUCCUUCAUGGAUCCUCCAGGCUGCACACAGUGAUGUUCCUGUCUGAGAUUAACUAUUGACAGUAGUGUGGUGAGUGGGGCCCACAAAAGCACUGAAUGAAUGGCUUCCUUGUACAGCAUAGAAAUACUCCACAAGAUCAUACAGAUGGUUAUAAAGGUGCAAUUAUUCUGGUCAUUUCUCCCCCUCUGACCAGAGGGCUAACUAACAUUAUGGAGGGUGUGAUGUGUGCUUUUUGGUAUCUCUUGGCAUUCUUUUAUGGAACAGAGGUAUGAAAUUGUUAGUGAAAAGGAUGAGUAACGUUAGCAGUGAUUUUCUUUUGCACAGCCAUUAGGUACCAAACAGCAGCCCUCAAACUAGACAAUUAAAGUAGCUUUGUAGUAUUGUAAUAUACUAAGGCUGUGUUUACAGACCAGACAGCCCAAUUCUGAUAUUUUUUCCACUAAUUGGUCUUUUCACCAAUCACAAUCAGAUCAAUUAGUGUAAAAAAGAUCAGAAUCAGGCUGCCGGUGUAAACGCAGCCUAAAACCUGUCAUUUGUGUUUUCUUUUGAAAUCUAACAGCACUUGUCAUUUCAUAAGCGCACUGGCAUUUUCUCACUACAACUUAUCCUUACCAUGACACUAAUGUAUGAAAACGAGUAAAUGUUAUUCCAUUCUGUAUAUACUGUAGUACUUUAUUUAAAUGUAAACACAUUUGAAUUUGCUCAAUCUUGUCACCACACGUUUGAUGUAUUGUCAUUUUCAAAAAGAAAACAAUGCUGCAUUGAAUAUAUGGAGGUUAAAUAGAUGUCUGCUUGGGUUAUGAAAACCAAGAUGCACAUGGUGUUUGAAGCUGUACUUUGAGGAUAGUGUUUAUUGGCGAGUCAGUUACAUUAGGAAACAAGGUGUACAUUAAUGUUUUAAUGUCAGAUCAAUACUGUACAACUCUGUACACUGUUGAUUACCACCAAGAACAUUCUCAUUAGUCAGUCUUUGCAUUGAUGUUUAAUAGAAGUUACUGACCGACAAUUCACAGUUGCGUCACAAUGCUUAUUUAGGCUACUUGUCAUGGCUUAGGAGCCUGUCGCAAAUUAAACAGCUAUCAGGUGAACUGAAACAAAGUACAAAACAACUUCCUUAUUUAAAAUAUAAUUUAUUCAAUCAAGUUGAAAAAGAGCUCACAUCUAGGCCAAACAUUUUCACACAAUACUUAUAAAAAUAUUUUAAAACAUGCCAUUUGAACAAUUUACAUUAAAUGUAGUGCCAUUAUUAUACAAUGAAUUAAAACAUGAAUAAAUAUUGUAGAAAGAUGUCCUGAACUGUUUCAAAGACUAAGGGCUCUAUUCAAUCCGUAUCGUGGAAGUUCAGCGUGACUGAAAUUUAAACGCAAUGUUCAGAGGCUGCAUGUGACUCAAUCGGAAAUGUCUUGCACAAUCAGCGAUACAGAAUGUAUAGAGUCCUAAGGCAACCCUAGCACACUGUCCAAUUAGCAGCCUUUUAGAGGAUGGCAACUGAGGCUGCAGUGUGUGCAGGCUUAUUCCAGCACACUUCUUACACACCUGAUUUAACAAAUCAACUUCAAUAGUACUUGACUGGCGCAAAUGCCUGCACACAGUGUCCUUCUAGGAAUGGAGUUGCUCUCCCCUGUACCGACUAACCAUUCUCAGACAAGAAUCUGCAUAUUUUUCAUUACAGGUCCAUGAAAGUACAAUCUAUGCGUUUUUCAUAAGAAGCUCAUAAUUCUGCAUUUUCAGAGGUAGACCAUGAUACACAAGUCAAGCACUGCAAAAGUAAAGGGUUAAAUUAGUCGACAUCGAUCUAGAAGCUAAAGCAGAUGAUCCUUCUGUGUUGAGGAGAUACUGUAUCUUCAUGUACAGAUUCUGCCAGCAUGACCACUGAUGUGGAUGCAUCAAGCCAAGUGACGGCAGUGUCCAAACGUAGGUCCCCUACACACUCAGGUUGUACAACUGAUGUACAAUGCAUUUGACAGUAAAAUACAUAUUUUACAGAGAGAUGAAUAUUUAUAUAUAGUUAUAUACUGUAUAGAGUUGUGUAUAUUUUAUACAACAGAGUUUUUCCUGCACAGAAAUGUUUACACCACCAUUAUGUGGUUAUUUUUGCACAGAAAAACUCAGGUCUAACACAGCUGUUAUGUUAAAAGCGUUCAGUUGUACAACCUGAGUGUGUACGGGACCAAAGUGCUUUCAGUGACCCUGUUAAGGGGUAGAGGGGAGAGGUUUAGAUUAGCCAUGAUAGGUAGAGGGGCCUUUCCAGUCCUGCACGGCCGACUCUCUGCUGGUCAGCCUCUCCCUGCGGGGGGUCUGACCAGUCAUUAAGCGCUUCAGCGUCUCCGAGGUGUCUGGCCUCAUCCACGGCUCCAUGGCAACCGUAUCCACAGAGCCCCGAGUGUCUUGGGCGCGAGGGGAAACCUGCAGAGACAUGUCUUCAUCACCAGACAGGUCUGCUGGAAGAGAGAGAAACCGUAAACAGAGACCUCCAACCCAUCAUCGUCAUCAACCUAACAAUGAUUCAUAGACAGAUCUCCCAGGUAAGAUGGCUGACAAAUUGUUCCAUUCCGGCAUAUUGGGGCACUGACAGCCUCUCAACAGUUGAAUCUCUAUCCAACACCCACCUCUUCUGAGGCCAUGGCGGCUCAUAGCCAGCAGCCUCUUGGUCCUAUGGUGGUUACGCUCUCUGCCAUGCUGCUCUGUGUUGAGACUGGCCUCUGACUGGCGGGAGUAGUUCUCUGGCUGGCCAACAGGCUCUCUGGAGCUCCCCCGCUCCUAAACAAGCCAGAGCACAAGGUAUAAUAAUGGUAGAGGAAUAUAUCAUUUUCAAUGGAAAGCUGCCACUGUCCUCUAUUUAAGAAGUGAGGAUAUAUUCACAUAAUAUAGGGAUCAGGGGUUGUAUGUAUCAAGCAUCUCAGUGCCAAUUUAGGAUCAGUUUAGCCUUUUAGAUGAUGAAAAAUAUUACAAGGACAAGGGGUGCCUGAUCCUAGAUCAGCCCUCCUACUCAGAUGCUUAGAGAAUACUGUCCCAGAUAUCAGACUGAACUUUGAACUCUUUGAGGCAGAGGGUUCUUACAUUGUGCAUGUCUGCCCUCUUGGCCAGCCCCCUCCUCCUCCUCUCCCUGGCUGAGAGCUGGGGCUUCUGCUCAGGUGGGGGGGACACUGGGAAGGCUUCACCCAUGGGAUCUUGGAGCAAACCACAGAUAAAUAGUUAGUGGUGUGAUUCUCAAGGCGCUCCUUCCCUUACAACAACUGGUGUGCGUCCCAAAUGGCACCCUAUUCCCUAUAGUGUACUACUUUCGACCAGAGCCCAUCUGCCCCCCCCCCAAAAGUAGCGCAUUAUUUAGGGUAUACGGUGACAUUUGGGACGCAGCCUUAGUUGUGUGAUUCUCAAAGCACUACUUCCCAUACUACACAUGGAUAGUAGUGAACCACAAGAGGCUUUACCAAUGAAGGCACUGUCAGACUCCAACAGGGAACCUCUCAUAGGAUCCCCUACUGCAUUCCUCUGGGGAGAAUAGAGUGUACAGGCGUAGUGUCACACACAGACAAGCAUGUACUGUACAGCAAAGAGACUACUCUGUGGUUCAGGGCACUAGCUAAACAAACUGGCCAGUAGAAACUCACCAAAUAAUGGUUUUGUUGCUGGGGUGGUGACAGAUCAAAAUAAUCUGUAAAACAAAAAGACAAAUGAUUUAAGCCCUUAAAACGCAAGUGCUCCACCCGUAAAUAUCCUCACGUUAGUUAGUGAUGAAGCAGUGAACAGAGAUGUGAACAACAGGUAUUUAAUAGUGAGUGUUUAAGCAGUUGGGUUGAUAGUCUAUAGGCAGUGAGUAGAGGUUGAUAUUGAGUGUGCUACUGACCGUCGGCAGGUUUCCUCCUCAGGCUGUUGUUGAUCCUGCGUUGCUCCUCCCUGUAGUCUGCCUGUCUCUGGAUGUCCACACACUGUCCAUCCCUGUCCCUGUCCCUGUCCCUAGGGGGCUCACAGUAACCAUGGCCUUCCUCCCCUCUGGAGUCAACGUCUGCAGUACAAACAAAGACUUCUCCACUCAAUACACACAUGACAAUACUCAUCACCCUGGUCAAAAGUAGUGCACUGAAAAGGGAACAGGAAAAAGGGUGCAGACACAGCCCCACUUGCUGCAUUUGUUUGAACACUGUGCUGUUAAAGGGCAAAUCCACCACUUUUCAACCUCAUUUUCCUUAUCUCCAGCACUAUGAAAACGUAUGCACUCACUAACUGUAAGUCGCUCUGAUAAGAGCGUCUGCUAAAAUGACAAAUGUUUACAAAAAUACCAGUGGAAACAUGUUUAAAUGGCGCAUUUCUACGUUUUGUAGAAAAAAACAUUUUAAAGACAGUGAUGUGAAGAGCAAUAAAAUACCAUCCCGGGAUGGAAACUCAUUGCAGGUUUAGAAAAUCACUUUUAAUCCUACCCUGUGAUGUGACCAAACUUUUUUUUGUAGGACUUUUCCUCUUAACAACAGAUCAUAGAAACACGUAGACACUGUUUUCGUGCUGGGAAUUAUGAAUAGAAGGUUGAAAAGUGUCAGAAUUGCCCUUUAAGACUUAACAAUCAAUGGCCUGGGUUACGUUCCACAUGGUACCCCAUUCCACAUAGUGCAUUACUUUUGACCUGACCCGAUGGGCCCUGGUCAGAAAUAGAGCACUACAUAGGGCACGGGUUCUCAAAUGUUUCAGGCCGGGGACCCCUUUUGUGAUAGAAAAUUAAUCAGGGACCCCCUCACAACUCGAGUGAGAUUACGAUAGCAAAACAAAUCAUUUUACUAUGACUUCGGCAACGCAUGGCCGGACUAACCAAGUCUCGGGCCCUUGGAAGAAACCUUUUAAAGGCCCACCUCUUGGCAUCGGAAAGAAAAUGCUGCAGUUUUCAAGCUAAUUCCCUGCAAUUCUACACGCUUCUUUUGGUAAAAAGCUGCGGGAUGGGCCUGGAGAAAUGUAAGCACUCAAAUUCAUAGACAGAGCUAUGGAUGCAAGGACUGACCAUCCAUGAUAUCAACAUUAUAGUGUAACCAUGUUUUGAGGCUAUACAGUGUUUGUUUACAUUUACAUUGUUUACAAACAUUGGAGUAAAACAAGCUUAUAUUUUGGGUUCUGAUUAGAUACGACAAGAACCAAACUCAUUUAUAAGUUAUAGUCUUCAAGAAUCAAUGGGUAUAUAUCAUGGUAUUCCAUACCAAAAAUGGAUGUAGCAACUAAGGAUUCUAGCUUUAAAUUACCAACCCCAGAAAAUGGGAUGUUAAGUUGAAAAAUGUAUAAUUGGUGGAGCACUGUGGAUACCAACAUAUUUUUUUAAAUAUAUUUUGAGAUCUGUCCGCAGACCCCACUUUGACAACCCCUGACAUAGGGAAUAGGGUGCCAUUUGGGACCGGCCCAUUAUUCAUCAAACAGUCACUUUAUUCCUUUACCUCUGUAUCGGAGCUGUAGCGAGUCGUGGAUUCUAUGCAGGUUGUUAGGCUCCGUGUUCCUGGAGGAGGGUCUCCUGACGGGGGCCUGCAGCCGCAGUCUGGCAAUGUCAAACACAUCCACCUGGGGCCGCUCCCUGUCUCUGUGCCUGGACACCAGCACACAGCCACAUCGAUCAGCCUGGACACACAGCACUGGGGCUAACAUACAGCCUAGACCAGGGGUUGGCAAAAUGCUGCUUUUUUGGGGGGAUUUUUUUUAUUUUCUUUGGCCCCCAAAGGUUUUUGGUCAGAAAAAGACUAAAACCACCAGGAAUUCAGCUAAAAAUUAGUAUAAUUUCGGGAAAACUCUUACAAAGUAUUCCCAGGAAGAAAAUAAAAAAAGAGAGAUGUGAUCGUGUCUCAAUGUAAUCAAGAUAUGAUUGUUAUUUUCAAAUACAAUUUAUUUUAGGGCUUAGUUGUGGUCAAUUUGCAGUGUAUAAAUUAUUAUAAUUAUGUUCCGGCCCCCCGACCAUCCACUCUGACAAAAAUCGUCCCACGGCUGAAUCUAGUUGCCUACUCCUGGCCUGCACUACAGCCAACAUGCAGCCUAGACAACGGCACACAGCUCCGGUCAGCCUGGACACACAGCACUACAGCCAACAUGCAGCCUAGACAACGGCACACAGCUCCGGUCAGCCUGGACACACAGCACUACAGCCAACAUGCAGCCUAGACAACGGCACACAGCUCCGGUCAGCCUGGACACACAGCACUACAGCCAACAUGCAGCCUAGACAACGGCACACAGCUCCGGUCAGCCUGGACACACAGCACUACAGCCAACAUGCAGCCUAGACAACGGCACACAGCUCCGGUCAGCAUAGACACACAGCACUAUAACAACACACAGCCUAUAGACAGGACACUGCAGCUAUCACCUAACUUAAAGUCAACAAAGAGCACUACAGUUAAACGCACAGUAGUGGUGCACGGGUCCGCUGUUUGUUCACCCGCACCCGCCCACAAUUGCUAAUAACCCAUCCACAACCGCCUGACUAUGUGAUAAAGUGAAAAUCGGAGUUCCACCUGACCCUAACCGCUAAUAUAGAAAAUGCGCUGUAAGCUACAGUCAAAGACAGCAGAAUUAUUUUGACAGGGGGUGCAGGAUUUUUUUUGCCUGAUUUAGAAAUGUUUCUGCUUAUAAUUUCCGACAUUUUGGUAGACUAUUUGUUAGUCAAAUUGUCUAUAAUUAGAUACAUGCAGCUUCUCUUCUGUCAUUAAUGCCCUAGAAGACUAAAUAAACCCUUGCUCACCAGAAUGUCAUACAUCAAUAGAAUGAAUGCUUCAAUCUACACUGAACAAAAAUAUAAUACAUGUAAAGCGUUGGUCACGUUUCAUGAGCUUAAAUAAAAGAUCCCAGAACAUUUCCAUACGCACAAAAUACUUAUUUCUCUCAAAUUCGGUGCAGAACUUUUUUUAUAUUCCUGUUAGUGAGCAUUUCUCCUUUGCCAAGAUAAUCCAUCUACCUGACAGCUGUGGAAUAUCAAGAAGCUGAUUAAACAGCAUGAUCAUUACACAGGUGUACCUUGUGCUGGGGUCAAUAAAAGGCCACUCAAAAAUGUGCAGUUUUGUCACACAACACAAUGCCACAGAUGUCUCAGGUUUUGAGGGAGCGUGCAAUUGGCAUGCUGACUGCAGGAAUGUCCACCAGAGCUGUUGCCAGAGAAUUGACUUCAUGUCUCUAACAUAAGCCACCUCCAACGUCGUUUUAGAGAAUUUGGCAGUAUGUCCAACUGGCCUUACAACCGCAGACCACAUGUAUGGUGUCAUGUGGGCGAGCGGUUUGCUGAUGUCAACGUUGAGAACAGAGUGCCCCAUGGUGGCGGUGAGGUUAUGGUUUGGGCAGGCAUAAGCUACGGACAACAAACACAAUUGCAUUUUAUUGAUGGCAAUUUGAAUGCACAGAGAUACCGUGACGAGAUCCUGAGGCCCAUUUUGAGGCCCAUUUUUAUUAAGGUAUCUCCGACCAACAGAUCCAUACUGUAUCUGUAUUCCCAGUCAUGUGAAAUCCAUAAAUUAGGGCCUAAUUUAUUUAUUUCAAUUGACUGAUUUCCAUAUAUGAACUGUAACUCAGUAAAAUCUUUGAGAUUGUUGCAUGUUGCGUUUAUAUUUUUGUUCAGUAUAGUUGACAAGUUCUCUGUAAUCUUCUUUCGUGGAGGACAGACGUUUAGGGAACGGGGAGAAAGUGCAAUAACUCAACAACAAAAAACUUGAAAGAUUUUCAGAGCAAAAUGUCCAAAUUACAUCAGUUUGCCCGGUUGUAAAGAAAUAGACAUCUGGGGAAAAGUCCCAAACAUGUUUCUGAUACAAUUUCAGUUCGGCUUGGAUGCAUAUUUUAUGUGGUUGAAAUACUAUUAGCUUUUAUGAUGCUGAUAAAGAUAGAUAUCGUCUCCGGCCUUGACCAGGAGUCCCAUAGAGCGGCGCACAAUUGGCCCAGCGUCGUCUGGGUUAGGGGAGGGUUUGGCCGGGGGGGUUUUACUUGGCUCAUCGCGCUCUAGUGACUCCUUGUGGUGGGCCGGGCGCCCGCAGGCUGACUUUGAUCGUCAGUUGAACGGUGUUUCCUCCAACACAUUGGUGCAGCUGGCUUCCGGGUUAAGCGAGUGGGUGUAAAGAAGCGCGGUUUGGCGGGUAAUGUUUCGGAAGACGCAUGACUCGACCUUUGCCUCUCCCGAGCCCGUUGGGGAGUUGCAGCGAUGAGACAAGAUCUUAAAUCACGAAAUUGGGGCGAAAAAGGCGGCAAAAAAAUGUAUACCGUCUGUAGAGGUGCUAACUGAGCAUUCGCAUUCUCUCAAGAUGCUGAAAGAAAAAUCAUAUUUCUCCACUGCUGUUCCAGAGUCAAAAUGUUGCCUACAUUUGGUGUAUAACUUUACUGCAAGACAUGCUUAAUUCUGCAGAAGUUAAUAUUAAGGCUAUGCGAUCGGUUAUAGACCUACAGUCAGUGUCCAGAUUUCACUUUCCAUUUAACCCAUCUGAACAGUAGGCUACAGUUCCCUUGACAUGCCAUAGGCCUAUUUGAAGUCCCAGUCUUGUGACAAUCAAAUUUGUAUAGCGCCUCACAAUCACCACACAUAACACUGCUAUCAUCCUCUUUUACCACUUCACCAAAUCUUUCCCAAACAUUACUUUUCUGCCCCUCCCUUCUAUAUAAUUUCCAACGGGAUUGAUGUUAACUUUUUCUGCCCAUUCCCAAAAGCAUUUGGCGAUUGGUGUGUAGGCUAUUUGGCACGCGUACAGUUAGGCCCUAAAGCUCACUAGAUAUAAAUUGUACAAGAAUUAUACAUUUAUUGAUUUAAGGUAUUGUUUUCUAUUUUUUCAACCCACCCGCCACCCACUCUUCAUCCACACAAUAUUUAAUUACCCUAAACCUGUCCGCCCCACGGAUAUAACUGUGGGGACUGGGGGUUAUGAGUCAAACACCGCAUCACUAACGCACAGCACUACAAAUAACACACAGCCUGAACCUUUGGAUUGCUGAAGCCACGCGACCAACAGUGGAGGGUAUCACCUCACCAGCCUUACCUGUCACUCAUAGAGGAGUCCAGCUCCUCCCACUCUGACUGCAGUAGCUGGCCCUCCAGUCGUUUCUGCUCGCUACGCAGCUGUCUGCGCAGCUCCGACAGCUCGCUGAUCACACCCCGCUGGUCCUCUGGCACACACAUACACACACGUCAGCAUCACAGACGUUGAGAGAUAAUGGAGUUUCUACCUGCUGUGUACUGUACAAUAGUGUGAGGCAGUGUUACCGGCAGCUCUCAGCUGGUUCCUGCGAGCUGGGACUGGGGGGGACUGGAGGCCUGACAGAGAACGCUCCUACAGGGGGAAGAGAGGGUGGAAGACAAGAUCCAGUCAUUAUGCUCCACUGACAUCUCCUCACAGUCAAACGAUUUCCCUCCAUGGUGGUGUGGAAGAGGACAUACUGUGUGCUCUGGAAGUCACUCACAGACAGGGGGACGGUAGUAGCGCGAGGGCUGUCCAUGGACGGAGGUCUGGGGGUGUACUGGGGAGCUUGACGCCUCUUUUGGAGGGUGGGAAUGGGGGGAGACGGCUCCCUUGGUACCUUCAGACAGACAACCACAUGAAUGUCAUCACUUACCUCAUAUGAAUCUCUCAGGGCCUGCUUCCUGACUAAAAAGCCCUUUCAAUAGAUAUUCUUCAUUUAGCAUGCUUUUUAGUCCAGGACUAGGCUUAUUUGGGCCAGUAACCGAAAGGUUGCUGGAUCGAAUCCCCAAGCUGAGAUGGUAAAAAUGUGUCGUUCUGCCCCUGAGAAAGGCAGUUAACCCACUGUUCCCCGGGCGCCGAUGACGUGGAUGUCGAUUAAGGCAGCCCCCUUCUCCUCUCUGAUUCAGAGGGGUUGGGUUAAAUGUGGAAGACACAUUUCAAUUGAUGCAUUCAGUUGACUAGGUAUCCCCCUUUCCCUUAAUGUUCAGAGGGUCAAACAGUCUUCCAGUGAGCUCACCUCUAGGCGUGCCCGUCUCUCCUCCUCAUACUGCUUCCUCAGGGCAGAGUUCUCCAUCUCCUCUACCUCUUUCUUCUUCUUCUUCCUCUCCACCUCUUUCUUUCGCUCCUCAGCCAGACGGAUCAGCGCCUCAUUCUUGGCUUUUUGCUGGAGGGAGAAAAAUGUUGCUCAGUCCCCUGAGUGA
Messenger RNA from Coregonus sp. 'balchen', 40367 nucleotides. The record is from the annotation of a GenBank genome assembly. Lineage: Eukaryota; Metazoa; Chordata; Actinopteri; Salmoniformes; Salmonidae.